Molecule: messenger RNA, 1675 nt
Organism: Coregonus clupeaformis (lake whitefish)
Lineage: Eukaryota; Metazoa; Chordata; Actinopteri; Salmoniformes; Salmonidae
Product: serine/threonine-protein phosphatase 6 regulatory ankyrin repeat subunit A-like
Exons: 12
Coding region: 1-1422 (473 amino acids)
Molecular function (GO): protein binding
Source: RefSeq, a predicted model, not a curated record
AUGAAGCUUCAUGAGGCCUCUAGGGUCAAGUGGUUGACGUGUGCUGAGAUCGACUGUGAAGAAAAGAAUGGAAACACACCUCUGCACAUCUCUGCUCGCUACGGCCAUGAGUUACUCAUCAAUACACUCAUCACGAACGCAGCUGACACAGCCAAGCGAGGCGUCCAUGGGAUGUUCCCCCUCCACCUGUCUGCUCUCAGUGGGUUCUCUGACUGCUGUCGGAAGCUCCUCUCAUCAGGCUUUGAUAUAGACACCCCUGACGACUUUGGAAGGACCUGUUUACAUGCUGCAGCAGCUGUUGGGAACCUGGACUGUCUGAAUCUGCUGCUCAACACAGGGGCAGACUUCAACAGAAAGGACAGCUUCGGAAGGAGUCCUCUGCAUUAUGCGGCAGCCAAUUGUAACUACCAGUGUCUCUUUGCCUUGGUGGGGUCUGGGGCCAGUGUGAACGAUCUUUAUAAAAGGGGUUGCACCCCGCUCCACUACGCUGCUGCCUCCGACACAGACGGAAAGUGUCUGGAAUAUUUGCUGCGAAACGACGCUAACCCAGGGAUCAGGGACAAUCAGGGCUACAACGCAGUCCAUUACGCGUCUGCGUACGGACACCGCCUCUGUCUGGAGCUGCUAAUGGAAACCUCAGGGACAGACAUCCUGAACGACUCUGAUGUCAGAGCUCCCAUCAGCCCCCUACACUUAGCUGUGAGCGUACCACGGCCACCACCAUGCUAUGGAGGUCCUGGUUCAGUCUCUGCUGGAUCUAGACGUGAGGAACAGCCAGGGCGCACCCCUCUGGACCUGGCUGCCUUUAAAGGCCAUGUGGAGUGUGUUGACGUCCUCAUCAACCAGGGAGCCUCCAUCCUGGUUAAAGACUUCACCCUGAAGAGGACCCCCAUCCACGCUGCAGCUACCAACGGUCAUUCGGAGUGUUUGCGUUUGCUGAUUGGAAAUGCUGACCUCCAGAGUGCAGUGGACGUUCAAGACGGGAAUGGACAAACCCCUCUGAUGCUGUCGGUGCUGAGCGGACACACAGACUGUGUGUACUCACUGCUCAACAAGGGAGCCAGCGUAGAAGCCAAAGACAAGUGGGGCAGAACAGCGCUACACAGAGGGGCGGUGACGGGUCAUGAGGAGUGUGUGGAGGCCCUGCUGCAGCACAGCGCCAGCUUCCUGGUUCGGGACUGUAAGGGGCGGACCCCUGUCCACCUGGCGGCGGCAUCCGGACACAUCGGGGUGCUGGGGGGCUCCUACACGCCGCCCAGUCAGUGGAGACCCUCCCCGUCAUCACAGACAACCAGGGCUACACGCCACUACACUGGGCCUGCUACAACGCAUUCGAUUGGUGUGGACGGAGCCAUGUGGGGGAAUGAACAAGGCUACAACAGAAUUAGGGGUUAUGACUCUCAGUGGAGGACCUUACACUGAAACAGGACUUUGUCAGGGAUUGACAUAGCAUAUGUUGUAGCUAAAACAUCUUUUGUGACUUCACCAUUGUCAGAUGUGUAGCUUUCUCUGAGAGUAUUGUUGUGGUCUGCAGCGACGUCAUCUUUUUCCUGUAUGAAUCAAUCUUCCACUAGGCCAUGACACGUGUGUAGAGGUGCUGCUGGAACAGGAGGUUUUCCACAAGACCGAGGGCAACUCGUUCAGCCCCCUCCACUGUGCUGUGAUCAAUGACAAC